GGUUUAGCCAAUUACGAAAAAAACCAACAUGUGAAUAUUUCUGAUUAUUUUUACUAUCAUUUGUUUUACGUUCCUGGACGUGGUUGACGAACUGUUUGGCUACAUUCUUUCUUUAACCUGUUAAGUAUAGUUGAGUUCCUGCAAAGGCAGUUUGUCAAAAGAUGUUUGUCCUCACCGAGAUGAAGGAUACAGUCAGGAUACCUCCUCGACUCUUCAAUAUCAACCUGUAUGAUGGCAUUGUGGAAUCUCUCAAUAAGAAAUUUGCAAACAAAGUUGUGCAUAAUGUUGGCUUGUGUAUAGCACUGUGGGAUGUCACGACAGUUGAAGACAGCUACAUAUUUCCUGGAGACGGCUCCUCCCAUACAGUUGUCCACUUCCGCUAUGUGGUGUUCCGUCCGUUCAUGGAAGAGAUUCUCCAGGGCAGGAUCAAAAGCUGCAGCAAAGAAGGGGUCCACGUUACUCUUGGUUUCUUUGAUGACAUCCUGAUAGCGGCAGAUGCACUACAGCAUCCAGCACGAUUUGAUGAAAAUGAGCAGGUGUGGGUGUGGGAGUAUGCAACAGAGGAUGGUAGUCACGACCUCUUCAUGGAUGUCGGGGAAGUAAUAAGAUUCCGAGUGGCGGAAGAAACCUUCGUUGAUACCACCCCUUCUGUACCAGAGUCGGGAAGUGACGCCAAGGACACCUAUGAUGGAGAUCUUAAAAAAUCACCAUAUUCUAUUGUGGGUUCAAUCAGCGAGCCGGGUCUUGGAUUAUUGAGUUGGUGGAAUAAUACGUGACGUUAUCAAAUGUAUAUUUUGUUAAGAAUAUUCAAAAUUAUUGUCAAAGGACAGUCGGCCCUUCACAUUUGAUGUGCUGGGAGAAUGGCAAUUGUGACUUUAGAAUUGGAAACAUUUGCUUCAACUGGAUGUGAAAAUCGCGCAGUUACCUUGUGAGGAGAUGCCCUGGAGUAGACACUUUUUAUUGUGCUCAGUUGCGAGGCCUAGAGAGGUUAGACACUUGACCAGCCAGAAAAGAGCAAAGUUAAUUGAUGCUUUUUGCUAUACUGAUAGAUAAUGUGUUUAUUUGGUUACCAUGGAUGGUAUUAUUGCUGGCAAAGUCGUCUCUGAUAAUAAAUGAAGUUAUCA
Messenger RNA from Lineus longissimus, 1124 nucleotides. RefSeq names its product DNA-directed RNA polymerase III subunit RPC8-like. The transcript has 8 exons. Gene Ontology annotation, biological process: transcription initiation at RNA polymerase III promoter; DNA-templated transcription. Bases 162 to 776 code for a protein of 204 amino acids. NCBI's taxonomy places the organism in Eukaryota, Metazoa, Nemertea, Pilidiophora, Heteronemertea, Lineidae. The record is from RefSeq and is a predicted model, not a curated record. Gene Ontology annotation, cellular component: RNA polymerase III complex. Gene Ontology annotation, molecular function: DNA binding; DNA-directed RNA polymerase activity.